Molecule: messenger RNA, 1725 nt
Organism: Benincasa hispida (wax gourd)
Lineage: Eukaryota; Viridiplantae; Streptophyta; Magnoliopsida; Cucurbitales; Cucurbitaceae
Source: RefSeq, a predicted model, not a curated record
UCAGGAUUAUUAAAAAGGAUACGGCCAUUCCUUAUUUGCAAUUUAUGUUUCCGGACUCUUCGAUCAAGCUCCAGCGGCUCAAUUUCUCUCGUUUCUUCGUUUCUAACACCAUUCAUCUUCUUUGAAUUCUUCUUCCCCAAUCGACGACAAGGGUACCGUUUUAAUCAUCGACAUGCCAAAGAUUAGAAGGGCAAGCUCUUUGUCUCUGGAAAAAAGUAGGACAUCUCCUUAUCCAAUCAGCCAAAAUCACAUCGAGCCGUCUGAAAAUGUUAAUUCCUUAGAAUCAGCUCAAAAUGUGAAAGAAUGGGAGCAAGCUAGGUGCCCCAUCUGCAUGGAACAUCCCCACAAUGCUGUUCUUUUAAAAUGUUCCUCUCAUGAUAGAGGUUGCAGGCCUUAUAUGUGCAACAACAGCUACCGUCACUCGAACUGUUUUGAACAAUUCUGUAAGUUAUAUGGACAAAUCCCUUUAAUUACCGAAUUGCAAGAAAUUCCUUUUACACAUGUAGUCUCUCACAGACAUAUGGUUGAAUGUCCACCUUCUGUACAAAAUGGACAUGGUAGGGAUCAGCUUGCAUCGGAGUUGGUUUGCCCACUUUGUCGGGGCAGUAUAUAUGGCUAUAUCGUGGUAGAGCCUGCUCGCCAAUAUAUGAAUUCCAAAGUAAGGAGUUGUUCAUCAGAAAUUUGUGAUUUUAGCGGGACAUAUUCUGAACUCAGGAAACAUGCCAGGUCUGAACAUCCAUAUGUCCGGCCAUCAGAGGUGGACCCAGUGCGCCGCCGUGAUUGGGUAAGAUGGCAGCGUGAAAGGGAUUUUGAGGAUGUUCUUAGUCUAGUGCAGUCUAACUAUGCUGUUGACGGUGAUGAAGAAAAUUUUACAAGGGCUAUUAGAUUUUGGAUGUCAUCCUUUGUAACUGAAAUGUAUGAUUCACUCAUGGACUUGCUUUCAGACAGUAUGUUGGAUGCUUUGAGAGACUUAGAGUCUUUGCAAGACAGAAUGGAGAAUGUGCAACAUGAUCUCAAUUUGAAUAUUUCCACUGGAGUUGGAAACAAUUCGUCGUUGGAGACUAGACCUUAUUCCCAAUAUGCACGAAGGCGGGAUUUUGGAUCAUCUCAUCAUAUGCCUCGUGCUAUUCAGCUGCAUGGACAGAAUCAACGGCAAAGGGCGGUGGAGAGUAUGUCUCAAUCCCGACGAUUGCGUUGGCGGAGUCAGUCUUCAUUUGAUAGACACCAAAGAUCAUUUGAGAGUACAUCACACACCCCUGAACCACGUAGGCAACACGGAAGCAUGUACAAAAAUUCUCCUCAUGCUUCUCGGCUUCGUUGGCGAAAUCAGAGGUGGUCAUCAUCAAACCGCAACGAGAGGUACAAUACACUAUGAGUUCCAAACAAGUUUAGCAGCAUUUAUGAUCCUGCAUUUGGCUGUGAAUUAGAAUUUCGAAGGGUAGGUGACCGAAUUCUUUAGAAUCUGACAAACAUUUGACGCUGCUUUACAGGUGACAAAACCGGGCUGCAGGUUGUUCAGAUUUUUCUUUUCCACUCAUAAUUUCAGUUUCAUGUUUAUUACUUAAAGCCAGAUUUGAAGAACAUUUUAUGGGAUUAUUUCCUUUUGGUUUUCUCACGUUGCGUGGAGAAGAACAGCCUUUAUUUAUUAUUAUUAUUAUUAUUUUUGGCUAAGAAAUCGUAAGAAUUGAUAAGCUAUUUCCAUAUUACACUUGUUUAUUUACUUUU